Molecule: messenger RNA, 838 nt
Organism: Bradysia coprophila
Lineage: Eukaryota; Metazoa; Arthropoda; Insecta; Diptera; Sciaridae
Source: RefSeq, a predicted model, not a curated record
AAAUACAAUGAUUUCGUACGAUAAUUGGUAGUUUGAUUUCCGAUAAACUUAUAGAGAAGUGUAUAUAGUAUAAUAUUUAGUGUUUAGUUAACCUCCACACAAUUAAAUUGAAAUUAAGAAAUGAUGAAAGUUCACGUAUUUUUCGUUGCAAUUGCUGCUUCUGUAAUUUGGGCAGCUCCCACACCACAAUUACCAGGAAUGCCAGCUUUCGAAGUUCCACGGGUUCCAUUUAUGGAAAUGCCUGCCGUGCCAAUGUUUGAAAUGCCAGCCAUGCCAGAUAUGUCUGCAUUUAUGCCUCCGGGUCGCAGACAAAAUUCCAAUGUUCAAUCGAAUGUUGAUCAGUCAGGCUGGGGAAAUUCGAACGCUCAACAUGGCGUCGGUCAGUUUCGACGACAGAACUCAAACGCUCAAGAGCGUGUUUCACAAAGUGGAUGGGGCAACGUGAAUGCCCAGGAAGCUGUCGCACAACUGAGACGAGGCAAUUCUAAUGUUCAGGAUAGUGUUUCACAGAAUGGAUGGGGUAAUAGUAAUGCUCAAGAGGGCAUUGCACAACUGAGACGAGACAAUUCUAAUGUUCAGGAAAGUGUUUCGCAGAAUGGAUGGGGUAAUAGUAAUGCUCAGGAGGGCAUUGCACAAUUGAGACGAGACAAUUCUAAUGCACAAAAGGCUGUUUUGCAGCAUGGACUAAGUAAUUCGAAUAGUCAAGGACAUGUUUCUCAAUUUGGAAAAUAAAUUUUCAUUUGACACUGUUGUCAGGUACACACGGUUCACUAAUAUGAGAACUUGUGUUCCCACCCGCCGUUAUAAUAAAUAAAAUGUUUUGAUGAUUUGAACGAAA